AGGACUAUAAAGGGGGGGUUCAUAGACUGGGGGCCAAUACAAAGAAAACGCAUCCGACACAAACACUAAGGUGACAUUUUUUAAGUUGAUCACACAACAAGCCAUGUAGAACAAACUAGGCUGUUCUCGGAAAUAGACAUGGACGGUGGGAGAUGAGCGGCCACCACUUCACACACAGGAAUACAUGAUGGCCAUCGAAUUGCGUACGUCACCACCCAACUUGUUCAAGUGCGCUUCCCGCCCACUCAGACGGAGCGGUGCACCUUCAUGUGUGUCCUCCUCUUCCUCCUCUUCUUCAGUGACGAGUCAGAACAAUGGUGAGCUCACCGCCGGGGCACGGUCGCACGUCCAGCCGCGCGAGCUAUGAAAUGCACCCGCGGAAGAGGAGCCAGAUGGACAGCCUCGUGCAGCCGCUCGUCGCCCAGUACCUCGCGAUGGGAGGCCAGUCCAAAGACAACAGCGCCAAUGGAAAUAUCCCAGCAAACGACGGGAAGGAGAAGGAACACCCGCGGUCGACCGUGGGUACCAGCCCCAGGCCCCGGGUCUCUCCUCCUGGCCUGGCUCAGAGGUUCCACCGGCCCAGCCCCGGCCAGCAGGUGACCCAGGGCAAGAGCGUCACGCCCCCCCUGGGACACCUCCACAAAGGGGCCAGCUGGGAGGAGCUCCUGCAGGCCUGCUUGCUGACCUUUGACUCAGAUGGUGUAUGUGGGAGCAGCCACCUGUUGAACAUUACCCUCACCAUGCACCGUCUUCUCAUGUCCUCCAGCGACCUCAUGGACAAACUCACAACCCUGUUCAAAACGGCGAUGGACAACGAACAGCCCGCCGAGUGCCAGAGGAUAUGCUACCUGGUCAGGUUCUGGAUCCAGGAGUUCUGGAUGAUGUUCCGGUUGCACAGCAGCCUGUCCGACAGCCUGGAGCAGUUCCAGGAGCUGAUCCGAGACCUAGGACAGGAUCAUUUGGCUCCACUCCUGGAGACCAAGUGGAUGGAGCGAGACUGGUCGUUGAAGGCCAGCCAGAAGAUUAAGGCAAACUGCAGCAAGAAGAGGAAGGUAUCUCUUCUCUUCGACCACCUGGAACCCAUCGAGUUGGCUGAACACCUCACCUUCCUGGAGUUCAAGUCCUUCUGCAGGAUAUCUUUUGUCGACUACCAGAGCUACAUCCGCAGCUGCUGCAUGAAGGACAUCCCCGCCAUGGAACGUUCCAUCGCUCUGUGUAAUGGUAUCUCCCAGUGGGUGCAGCUCAUGGUGCUGAGCAGGCCUACAGCUCAGCUGAGAGCGGAGGUUUUCACCAAGUUUAUUCACGUGGCCAAGUGCCUCCAUCUUAUUCUCAACUUCAACACACUAAUGGCGGUGGUGGGAGGCCUGUGUCACAGUUCCAUCUCCAGGCUGAAGGACACGAGCGCACACGUACCCAGCGAGGUCACCAAGGUCCUGAAUGAGAUGACAGACCUGCUGUCGUCCUGUAGGAACUAUGACAACUAUAGACAGGCCUACGGCAGGUGUGCAGGUUUCAAGAUCCCCAUAAUGGGCGUGCACCUGAAGGACCUGAUCUCCGUCAACGAGGCCAUGUCGGACUAUGUGGAGGACGACAAGGUGAACGUGCAGAAGCUGCAGGCGCUCUACAGCCACAUCCACGAGCUGAUCCAGCUGCAGCAGACCCCGCCCCGGCUGGACGCCAACAAGGACCUCGUGCACCUGCUCACGCUGUCCCUGGACCUGUACUACACAGAGGAUGACAUUUACGAGCUGUCCUACGCAAGAGAGCCCAAGAACUGCAAGGCGCCCCCCGUCACGCCAUCUAGACCCCCAAUGGUAGUGGACUGGGCCCCGGGAGUAGCCCCCAAACCAGAUCUGCGGACCAUCAGCAAACAUGUGCAGAGAAUGGUGGACUCCGUUUUCAAGAACUACGACCACGACCAGAACGGCUUCAUCUGCCAGGACGACUUUGAGAAAAUCGCAGCCAGCUUUCCCUUCUCCUUCUGUGUCAUGGACAAAGAGAAGGAAGGCCUCAUCAGCCGAGAUGAGAUCACUGCCUACUUCAUGAGAGCCAGUGUCAUCUGCUCCAAGCUGGGCCUGGGCUUCGUCCACAACUUCCAGGAGACCACGUACAUGAAGCCCACCUUCUGUGACAACUGUUCAGGAUUCUUGUGGGGCGUCAUUAAACAAGGCUACAGAUGCAAAGACUGUGGGAUGAACUGCCACAAGCUGUGCAAGGACCAGGUGGCCUUCGAGUGCAAGAAGAACGUGAAAGGGGCGUGUGCAAGCGACAGCCCGAGCCCCAGCCUGACCCCUGUGACAACAGGGGUCCCGGAAGGCUCGGAGGACGGGCCCUUCCCCUACCCGCCAGACGAGACCCGGGAGUGGAGCCCAGGGUCCCCGGUGCAGCUGCCCCCGCUGAUACUGAGGCACCAGAGGGUCCACAGUGGCACCCAAACAGAGUGGCCCUCCCUCUCCCCCACCGCCGCCGCCGCCACCGCCACGCCCACCUCCCCCCCGGCCGACGGCGGCCGCCCUCAGCCGUUCUUCCUGUUGCCCACCCCGCCCGCCCUUCCCCCCUGCCCCAGCCCCGUGCCGCAGCGUAAGAAGCGCUCCUACGCCAAGUGGGAGAACCGGGCGUCCACCGUGCAGCGGUCCCCGGAGCAGGAGGACCGCAAACCGGGCGUGGAGGAGCUGGAGACGGAGAACCACAAGCUGCAGGAGACCAACGAGACGCUACGCAGGAGGCUGAGGGACACGGAGCGGGAGGUGCAGACGCUGCAGACGCUGCUCCGGAGAAACGCCCUGCACCGCGUGGAGGAGGACUCCUCCUCCUAGCCUCGCCGGGCCGCCACCCCUCCUAUUGAGAGACCGCCGGCGGCGUCCCGCACGAGGGCCCUCAGACCUGCGGGUCCUGAGGGGGAACCCGGCCCGCCAGCCCCUGACUGUUUCCCUCUGCUGCGUAUCGGACGCCGAGCGUCCGCCUGUUGCCAGGCAACGGGGGGGGGGUCUGCGGGUCAGAUUGGAUGGAGAGCGUGUGGGCAGAAGGGCGGAGGCUGGAGACGCUCCGAGCCGUUCCGUCGCGGCCCCCGGAUCAAUGGAGUCACGUGACUUUAUGGAUCGGCCGUACUGCCGCCUCCCUGAAUGUGACGUUGGACGUCGGUGUUCGUAUGUGCAUGCCAGGUUUUCUUGUGUUUAGGUGGUCUGUUAAGGCUCCUCUUAGAUAUUGAUAUGGGUGACUUUAUAUGACUACGGAAUGAAUCGCUAUGGGGGGGUGAGGAGAGGUGGCCCCCGCUGUAGAAGUGUGAUAAUAACUGCAUUUAUUUAGCGUUUUUCUUGUCAAGUUGAAGCACAUACACACACAUACACGUAAACACGCUGGAGACACACACACACACAAACACACACACACAAUGGACCCACACACACACACACAUAGACUGGACACACACCCCCAAACACACACUAGCACACACACACACCAACAGUGGUGUCUACCGAGUGAGGUUGCAGGGAUCAGGAUUAGACGUGCUAUGUUGAAGGUCACUUUGAAGGAGCCAGGGCUCGGAUUGGACAAAACAAUUCCCUUUAUUAAGGAAUCAACAAGCUACUUCCUAGCGCAAGUACAAGACAAUCUGCAUUUCAAUGAAGAAACAACCUACAGCCAAUUCAUUCUUAUGUACACGGUCAACCUUUCUACAUUUAGGGUAAGCCAUUUAAAGGGAGGACGAAUGUUAGCAGAAGUUGGCCUUAAAGGGGCUACUGUAAAGCAGUAUUAGGAUCAGUUUAACAGAAGUACAACAUUAAAAUGGAAAUGAUAAUGUUCUUUGCUGGUAUUUGAUUCAGGAUGGUGGUUACACUGUGAGAGCCAGCCUUUUUAAGUCCUGAAGUAAAGGCACUAUAAACUGAACAGUGGCGAUACACCUAAUGUGGUAUUAGUUGUAGUUGCCUCUUCAGCAUGUAAAUAAUUGUCAUCAAUAUAUAUACAUGUCUACAUGUAAAAGUACUCACUUCAGUGCUUACGCUGAUAUUUAUUGUUUGAAACACUACAUUGUUUAUUAUUCUAAUAAAGUUUUUUUUUUAUUGGUUUACUUAUUGAGCUAUUAAUGGUUUUGUGUCUUGCAGUAUUUUUUCUUAUCUUACGCGCACCUCUCUUCACUGUCAGUUUCUUAGUAGCAUUGCAGUAGCAAAUGGUGUAUUCUAUCCUGUGAAGCAAAUGCAAUUGUAUGAAAUGUCCUGUAAAUAAUGAGACACAUCUAGUAUUUGGUCCUGUCACUGGAGUCCUUCUGAAUUUCAUCAAUCAUGUUUUACAUUGUGGCUCUGUGUGUUCUGCUAUUGUAAUAAAUACAUUAUACAAUA
Messenger RNA from Gadus morhua (Atlantic cod), 4337 nucleotides. Its product is annotated as RAS guanyl-releasing protein 1. Gene Ontology annotation, cellular component: plasma membrane. Gene Ontology annotation, molecular function: guanyl-nucleotide exchange factor activity; calcium ion binding. The transcript is spliced from 17 exons. NCBI's taxonomy places the organism in Eukaryota, Metazoa, Chordata, Actinopteri, Gadiformes, Gadidae. Gene Ontology annotation, biological process: Ras protein signal transduction. The record is from RefSeq and is a predicted model, not a curated record. Bases 315 to 2816 code for a protein of 833 amino acids.